Molecule: messenger RNA, 642 nt
Organism: Dicrocoelium dendriticum
Lineage: Eukaryota; Metazoa; Platyhelminthes; Trematoda; Plagiorchiida; Dicrocoeliidae
Source: the annotation of a GenBank genome assembly
AUGUUUCCUAAUUUGCAAGUUCGCAUAUCAGGACUGAUUCCUGAGAGCAAAUAUCUCAUCGCACUGGACUGCAAGUGUUGCGACAUGAAUCGCUAUCGCUACUCUUUUCAAAUUUCUGCCUGGAUUCCUGCAGGAAAGGCUGAUGCAAACCCGUCAGCCAGGAUGCACUUACAUACCGAUGGGUUGGCUACUGGCGCUCACUGGAUGCGUCAAACCGUGCUUUUUGACAAACUGAAGCUGACCAACAACCCGACGGACCAAAAUGACCACCUCGUACUGAACUCUAUGCACAAAUUCCAGCCGCGGUUACACAUUAUAUAUGUUUCAAGCCCGUCACAACACAAGCCCGAUUCGCAACCUGCUCAGAAUUUUAGCCUACUCGAGGUCGCUGAAUGCAGUCCGUGGAAGAAAACGUUCGUGUUCCCAGAAACACAGUUUUUUGCUGUCACAGCAUAUCAGAAUCAUCGCAUCACUCAGUUAAAAAUUCAGAGCAAUCCGUUUGCUAAAGGAUUUCGAGAAUGUGAGGCUGGAAACAGCUCCGCAUACUUACCAGGACCACGAGUGCUUUGCUCACCCUCAAAUACGAAUAAAAUUCAAGCAAAGAGACGUAAGUGCAAACGUUUGCUUUUACACUCGGAUUAA